Gekko japonicus is the source of this 4008-nucleotide messenger RNA. RefSeq names its product PR domain containing 1, with ZNF domain (gene PRDM1). Bases 143 to 2485 code for a protein of 780 amino acids. Gene Ontology annotation, cellular component: nucleus; cytoplasm. Lineage: Eukaryota; Metazoa; Chordata; Lepidosauria; Squamata; Gekkonidae. The transcript has 8 exons. Gene Ontology annotation, molecular function: histone deacetylase binding; RNA polymerase II cis-regulatory region sequence-specific DNA binding; DNA-binding transcription repressor activity, RNA polymerase II-specific. The record is from RefSeq and is a predicted model, not a curated record. Gene Ontology annotation, biological process: regulation of transcription by RNA polymerase II; cell fate commitment.
UAAGGCAGAAGGCUAUGUGUGAGACUUACCUGAAACGCCAAGCUGCCAGCUGGAAAUAUUUGUGGACUGUACCUUGGCUGCCCCAUUGUGUAGCUCACAUAUUGUAAAUCACGGAGCCCUGGAGGAAGGGACAACGUUGAUAAUGAAAAUGGACAUGGAGGAUGCUGACAUGACUCUAUGGACAGAGGCUGAAUUUGAAGAGAAGUGUACAUAUAUUGUAAAUGAUCACCCCGCAGAUUCCAGCACUGAAACUGGCACCAUAAUGCAGGCUGAGUCUUCCUUGCCAAGGAAUUUGAUCUUCAAAUAUGCUGGAAAUUGCAAAGAGGUUAUUGGAGUCAUUAGCAAAGAAUAUAUCCCCAAAGGAACACGUUUUGGACCUCUGGUUGGAGAGAUCUAUACCAAUGACACUGUUCCUAAAAAUGCGAACAGAAAAUAUUUUUGGCGGAUCUACUCUGAUGGUGAGCUUCACCACUUCAUCGAUGGAUUUAAUGAGGAAAAGAGCAAUUGGAUGCGCUACGUAAACCCAGCUCAUUCUGUUCAGGAGCAGAAUCUGGCUGCUUGUCAGAAUGGAAUGAACAUUUACUUCUAUACCAUCAAACCAAUCCCUGCCAACCAGGAAUUACUUGUGUGGUAUUGCCGGGACUUUGCAGACAGGUUGCACUAUCCUUCUACUGGAGACCUGGUGAUGAUGAAUAUCACACACAGCCAUGUAAAUCCAAAGCAGCAAACUAAUAGCAAAGAUGAACUUUAUCAGAAAAAUGUGCCCAAAAGAGAGCACAGUGUGAAGGAAAUCCUGAAAAAUGAUUCUAGUCAUCCUAAAGGAAAAGACUUAUUCCACACCCACAUUUCAUCACAUAUUGAAGAAAAAGACUUUGAAGGCUUAAGAAAAAACUGUAGCCCCGAAAGGCCUUUCUAUCCACGCAUUGUCUACCCAAUCCGACCUCAUAUCCCAGAAGAUUACCUGAAGGCCUAUGGGUUUGAGAGGCCUAGUUACAUUGCCCAUUCACCCAUCCAGUCUUCUACCACACCAAGCCCCUCAGCAAGAAGUAGCCCAGACCAAAGUUUAAAAAGCUCAAGUCCUCACAGCAGCCCAGGAGUUACAGUUUCACCCUUGGCUCCUGUGUCUCAAGAGCACAGAGAACCUUAUCCAUACUUGAAUGGACCCUAUAGCUCAGAAGGUUUAGGUUCGUAUUCUGGAUAUGCAACCUCCAACCAUGUCUCACAAGCCUUUAUACCUUACAAUCCCCCCUACCAUAAAUUCCUGUUACCACCAUACAACAUGAGCUGUGGCAGCCUGAGUACUUUGAGCAGCAUCAGCAAUUUCAACCUUCUCCCAAGGAUGUAUCCCUUCUACAGCAACAUAUUCAAUGGAGGAAGCCUUUCUAGUCAUAUGCUGAAUCCAUCUUCCCUUCCAAGUUCAUUGCCAUCUGAUGGAAGUCGCCAGCUGUUGCCACCUGACCACCGAAGGGACUUCCUUAUCCCUGCACAUAACAGUGCCUUCUCCAUCACAGGAGCUGCUGCCAGCAUGAAAGACAAACAGUGCAGCCCAACCAGUGGGUCACCCACAGCUGGCACGGCAGCUACUUCAGAACAUAUAAUGCAACCUAAACCUACCUCAGCAGGGCUGGCUGCCACCAGCAGUGAAGAAGCCAUGAAUCUCAUCAAGAGCAAGCGUAAUAUGACUGGUUACAAAACCCUUCCAUACCCACUGAAGAAACAGAAUGGGAAGAUAAAGUAUGAAUGCAACGUCUGCUCAAAAACCUUUGGCCAGCUCUCUAAUCUGAAGGUCCACCUUCGAGUACACAGUGGAGAAAGACCAUUCAAAUGUACUACAUGUAAUAAAGGAUUUACUCAGUUGGCUCACCUCCAAAAGCAUUAUCUGGUACACACAGGAGAAAAACCUCAUGAGUGUCAGGUUUGCCAUAAACGAUUCAGCAGCACAAGCAACCUGAAGACACAUCUGCGGCUCCACUCUGGAGAGAAGCCUUAUCAGUGCAAACUCUGCCCUGCUAAAUUCACCCAGUUUGUGCACUUGAAACUGCACAAACGUCUCCACACCAGAGAGCGCCCGCACAAGUGUAUCCACUGCCAUAAGAGCUAUAUCCACCGCUGUAGCCUCAAGGUCCACCUUAAGGGCAACUGCCCUGUUGUCCCCGCAUCUAACCUUUCCACAGAGGACUUGAAUCGGAUCAAUGAAGAAAUAGAGAAAUUUGACAUCAGUGACAGUGCAGACAGGUUGGACGAUGUCGAGGACAAUGUUGACAUGGCAUGUGUAGUCGAAAAAGAAAUAUUGGCUGUGCUUAGAAGAGAGAUAGAAGGAGCCAGUCUUAAAGCAACAUUGCAGAGGAACCCGGGGAAUGUGCUGAUUGCCUCAGGAUGUAAUCUUUAUGAAUCAUCAGAUAUUGUGAAGUUGCCUCAUGGUCAUCCACUAUCUCGGGUACCUGUAAAGGUCAAGCAAGAAACAGUUGAACCAAUGGACCCUUAAAUACUGUGUAAACACCCCAAAGAUGUUUCCUGCAAAGGAGGUUUUUGUUAAGGCUUUUUCCAGUGAAGUCUUAUUGGGGAAUCUGAUGUGUGGAUUCUCGGGGGAAGAAAACGUGAUGGAUUUUUCCCCCCUCAUCUGUCUGCCACUUUCCUUGGAAAGAAGUUGGUAACAAAGUCCUUUAUUGGCAUACCAGUUUUUUGUUUGUUUUCCUGUAUGACUCAAGAUUUCUCUCAGUAUUUGUAUUAGUACAUUUUGUGGUUAAUUUAAUUAAAGAUUCAAAGGGCAUUGCAAAGUUGCUGAACAACAGUUACCUCAUUGAGUGUGUCCAGUGGUGCAGAAAAUGCUGUUUUAUCUAAUGCUUUGCUACUUUAGAGAACAAACCAAAAUGUGCAGAGAAGACAGAAUGCUUUUUUUCUUUUUUCUUUUUUUUUGUGUUGCUAAGCCCAAAGAUAUCAUGUCGGCAUACAAGGUGUAGCAAAGAAUACAUGUGUAUUUAUAGAUAUUUAUACCAAUAUACCAUAUAUGUGUGAGUGUGCAUGUGUGUAUGUGUAUUUUUAUACUACUUAAGUUGGUGAGCCAAACUCUGUAAUAUCACCUAUUUUACAUAACCAGCUUCACCCUCCAAAGGGCUAAAUUAUCAGUCUGUAAACCAUAAUACAUGCUAAGGAAUUCAUCAUCUGUCAAUAUACAUGUACAGUAUUUUACCCAAAGCUUGAUCCUGCAAGCUGCUGUUGAUAUGAAUAUAUUUAUCCAUAUAGUACACACAAAGAAUUCAUUAAGAUUUUAUGGCUUCUAUCCCCUUAGAUUCUUGCUGAGGACUUUGAAACAAAGCAACAACCAAAAAUCUAGGCUGGAGAAACCCCCACACCCCAAAUCUCACCCACCUAUAUAUGGUAUAAAUAUAAUACAGACUGGUAAAGAGUAGAAUGAACUAUUUAAAGUGUUUGGGGAAGUGUGCCAUCAUUCCCUCUGUCUCUUAAAAGGCUGCAAGAUUGCAUGUAUGUAGCAGAAGAAAAGAACCACCACUGUUACACUCUUUACCAUUGUGUGUAUAUAUAUUCCUAUCUCCUUAUAGUUUUAAGGGAUUAGACUGUUUCAAAAAUGAUCUAAAUCUAAGGCCUUCUUAUUUAUAAGACCAAACAUAUCCAUGGCCUAAUAAUAAUCCAAUGAUAACUUUAAAUAUAAUUUUGAAGGAAGGACUGCAGUUCAUUACAUUUCUGCUCCCAUAAAUUGUGAGGCAAGCAUUUUUAAAUGUAGCAACGUUUCAUAAAUGUAGUACUUAACUGUAGGAUGAACCAAAGUACCACUACUAUUAACACUGGACACACACUUGCUUUUAUUAAUUGCCUGUAGUGCUUUCUUGUAUUUGAUACAAAUUUUACAAAGAUUUAUAUGCAGCUUUAAGAAUUUUACUCCUUCUCUGUCCAAUCUUUUCCUCCCCAUUUAGGACCUUUAACAUGUGAAUGUAGCAACAAUCAGUGUUUGGUGUGUUUUUUUUGAAGAAGAGGCUCUGACCAAAGUUA